This is a messenger RNA of Stylophora pistillata, 2039 nucleotides long. RefSeq names its product monocarboxylate transporter 10. Lineage: Eukaryota; Metazoa; Cnidaria; Anthozoa; Scleractinia; Pocilloporidae. The record is from RefSeq and is a predicted model, not a curated record. Gene Ontology annotation, biological process: transmembrane transport. Gene Ontology annotation, molecular function: transmembrane transporter activity.
AUGGUUAACAGCAAAGACAGCGACGGCGCUUUCAAAAAGUUGAAGCACUUCUUUAGUGACAGAAGGUUCCAAGAUAGUUCGUGGUCAUGGGUAGUGUGUUUUUCGGCGGCAGUGUGCAAUGGAAUCAAUCUGGGCUUUGCUCUCAGCUUUGGAGUUUUGUUCCCGGAGUUGAUGAAGCACUUUAAUGCCUCAAGAGAGAGGAUAGCCUGGGUUGGUUCCAUCGGCCUGGCCAUGGUAUGGUUUGCUAGUUUGCCGGCUGGAUACAUGUGUGAUCACUUUGGAUAUCGCAUCACGUGGUUCUUGGGAGGAAUGCUGUGCAUGACAGGUUUGGCAGCGACGUCUGUCACCAAUAGCCUCACUCUGAUGUACUUUACUUAUGGCCUAGUGUACGGUUUGGGAGCGUGUUUCAUUUACAUCUCUAACUACCUGGCAGUUAGAAAGUAUUUCAACAAAAAAUUCUCAUUAGCUGUUGGUAUAACAGCAUUGGGGUCAAGUGUAGGUGUCCUUUACAAUGGCCCAUUACUUCAGGUUCUUUUGGAUGUGUUUGGAUGGAGAAAUACCUUUAGAAUAUUGAUGGCAGCCUUCGCUCUCGUUUCUAUUUUGAGUUUGAAUGUUAAUCCAAACGUAAUAGAAACAACAAUAGCGACGGGGGCGGAAUCAGAAGCAUUGAACAUGAAGCAACAAGUAGGAAUUAGGGGCAGAAUCUCUUUUUACUGCAGUGUGUGGAAGUUUCCUGUUUACACUUUCGUCGCCAUUUCUUUGAUGGUAGGAUGUUUUGGGAUGUACAUUCCUUACAUCAAUUUGGUCAACUACUGUGAAGAUGUUGGUAUCACGGCGCAGAGUGCCUCUCGACUGUUCAUUUUCAUUGGUCUUACCUCGUCCCUGGCACGGAUUCUGACAGGACAACUUUGCAACAAUCCAAAAAUCAAUUCAGUAUUUGUUUAUCAGUCAUCGCUGUUUGUCGCUGGUGUAUCUGUGCUCCUAUUACCUUUGGCAACUAAAUACUGGGCCUUAGUUGUAUUCAGCUGUGCCUAUGGAAUAAGCGAUGGAAUUUUUAUAACAACACAAAAUUACAUAUUGCUUAGCUGUGUGGAUAAAGAGAGAGCGACGGCAUCAUUUUGUAUCCUUAGUCUGCUUUAUUCGUUUUCAGCAGCUACUGGUGGACCUAUUGCUGGUUUGAUUGCAGACAAAUACGGGAAUUAUAUUAAUUCGUUUUAUAUGACGGGCGGAGUUCUUAUGCUAGCGUUUGUUAUUCCUUUUGCAUUGACUUUCAUCAACUGGAGAAAGUCUCAAGUCAGUCCAGAAGUGUCAAGAGAAAUGAGCGAUGUGGAAGCAGAGAAAUGAGCCAACGUGAUAGUCAAGGACUUUCCCGUCAGCUAAUUCAAAAGCUGUAAAAGUACAUAUCAUGGCAUGGCAUCAAAGAUGCAAAAAAAUUACUGCUUGUUAAGAUUGUCUAUUUUUAGCCUUUAAGUUCAUUAGUUUUUGCGAUCCGCACCCGCCUUGCCGCUGGGACUCAUGGUACUGCGCAUGCUUCAGUCCAUGCUGUCACGGCGAAUGUUCAGUCGGCGUAAAUUCCCAAAGAAGCAAGACAAGUUUCAGUUUAAGUCAAGUUACCGUUUGUAGUUUUGUAACCAAGUAUUUGAAUUGUGUGGGUCAGAUAGGUAAGUCUCUUUUUCUUUGUUAUUGAGACUUAGUUCUAAUUGAUUUCUAUGUUGCAUGACUCAAUUCUAGGUCAAGAAAAUUACUAUUGUUCUUCCCUCGUGCAUAUACAAAUUAAAUAGUAUCUUACAAGCGUUACAAAGCCAUAGUUAUUUUGCCUUCUGAUUAAGUACCGCACGUAUUGCUAUUAAGUACAUUUGGUUCUUAUUGUUUAUGUAUAUUUGCUUCAGUUUAGUUGCUCUUUCAUGUGGGGAAGGUUGUUAUUUUUAUGUGGAACUGUUAUUAUGCGAAUUACGGUUCCGCCCCCAAAUAUCAACAUUGUAGUUUGCUUCGUGACCUUUGCCUCUAUUUUAGUCUAGCCUUGUACUUAAUUGUAUUUU